Hydractinia symbiolongicarpus is the source of this 2301-nucleotide messenger RNA. RefSeq names its product serine/threonine-protein kinase OSR1-like. The record is from RefSeq and is a predicted model, not a curated record. Bases 63 to 1610 code for a protein of 515 amino acids. Gene Ontology annotation, biological process: protein phosphorylation. NCBI's taxonomy places the organism in Eukaryota, Metazoa, Cnidaria, Hydrozoa, Anthoathecata, Hydractiniidae. Gene Ontology annotation, molecular function: protein serine/threonine kinase activity; protein serine/threonine kinase activator activity; ATP binding. The transcript is spliced from 17 exons.
AACGAUCGCAUUGUUUUUGUGAUUGAUAAACAGAGACAGUUUACUUCGGGAUUAAGGUAAAAAUGGCGGCGCUUGAGCCAGUCGGUUCGAAACCAAGAACAGUUUCUAGCACCACCAGAUCAACUUGGUCGAACAAUCAUGACGACUAUGAACUGCAGGAAACAAUCGGUUAUGGAGCAACAGCUGUCGUUCAAAAAGCAGUUUACCUUCCAAAAAAGGAAGAAGUUGCAAUUAAAAGGAUUGAUUUAGAGAAAUGUGGAGCUGAUAUUGAUGAAAUGAGAAAAGAAAUUCAAACCAUGAGUCGUUGCAACCAUGAAAACGUUGUGAACUAUUACACAUCAUUUAUUGUGAAACAAGAGUUAUGGAUAGUAAUGAAACUGUUAGAUGGAGGAUCUGUGUUAGAUAUAAUUAAGUACUUGAUGAAGAGUGGUAAUGUAGACCCGUUACAAGGUGUUCUUGAUGAAGUUGUUAUAGCAACAAUUUUGCGUGAGGUGUUGAAAGGUUUAGAGUAUUUUCAUAAGAAUGGACAAAUUCACAGGGAUGUAAAGGCAGGAAAUAUUUUACUUGGUGGAGAUGGAAGUGUACAACUAGCAGAUUUUGGCGUGAGUUCUACUGUGGUGGAAUACACUGACCGUGGUCAAAAAUUACGCAAUACCUUUGUUGGUACACCAUGUUGGAUGGCGCCAGAAGUAAUGGAGCAGGCAAAUGGCUAUGGUCCAAAAGUUGACAUCUGGAGUUUUGGCAUAACAGCAAUUGAACUGGCAACUGGUACAGCACCAUAUGCUCAAUUUCCUGCAAUGAAGGUAUUAAUGUUGACACUGGAAGGUGAACCACCCACACUUGAAACAUGUGCUAAAGGUGAAAAAGAAGCAUAUAAAAAGUAUUCAAAACAAUUUCGUAAAAUGAUUGCUUCAUGUUUAAAUAAAGAAGCCUCGCAAAGGCCUGAUGCAACCGAAUUACUGAAGAAUCCAUUUUUCAAAAAGGCUAAAAAUAAAGAGUUCAUUAUUGCAAAUUUAAUUGACCUUGCACCAAAGUUAUCUGAGCGAGGUAGAAAGGUGAAGAGGAAGCCACAGUCUGGGACUGCCAACAAAAAUGCUGAAGGCGAAUGGGAAUUCGAAACCGAAACAGAAGUGGAGAAACCAAUCGAAACGAAAGAUACAACACCAAACGUACCCACUACAGAAGCACAAGACAAUACUGCUGGUAAAACCACAGAUCAGCAGCAACCACCACAAAACAAUACUACAUGCACUUCGGAAAAAACACCUGCUGCGCAAGUCCCAUCAACGACAGCUGCAGAAGUAGACGAUCUUUCGAAAGUAUUUGAUCUUACUUUACGACUUAGAAAUGCUAAUAAAGAACUAAAUGACAUCCGGUUUGAAUUUAACAGAAAAAAUGACACUGUAGAAGGAGUAUCGCAAGAACUUAUGUCAGCUGGUUUGAUAGACGGAAAAGAUUUACUACUCGUUGGUGCGAACUUAAACAAAAUACUAACAAAUCCAAGUGAACACAAACAGUUAAUAUUCCAACUCAAAUCUACUCAAGAUGAAGUGGUUGAGAGAGACGAGAAACUUUUGAUUGGCUAUGCAAUGCUGACACUAAAUAAUUAACCAAUUAGAUAAUGUAGUAUUUAUAUAUAUUUGUAUAUUAAACAUUCUUUACUCUUCGUAUCAAUAUUAGUUUUAUAGUCCAACGUACACCGCUGUAAUGUUCUGUCACUGAUGUAUUUACCAGACGAAGAACGUAAUCACAAGAAAGUUUUUGAUUGGUUGUUGACAACAAUGCUAACAUUUAGAUUCGAAAACUUGAAAUUUAGUUGGUCUGGAAUUUAGCAGUGUUUGUUAAGCUGGCUCUUUUUAUUGAAAUUUUACGCCUAUAAAAUAUUUAUAAAAAGGGUUUCUUAUUUUUUGGUGAAAUUGCUACAAUUGCUCUUACAAUUCGGGUUAAAAUAUUUACUAAAGGUAAUUUUCUGUUUAGUUAUUAUUUUCUUCAUUUUUAUUUUAAGUACACUUAGUUUUAUACGCCUUCACACUGGCCCCUAAUAACCACUUUUCGCGUGACCAACCAUCUCACCUCAUUCAGUCCUUCUUUUUUACCUAUAAGAAUGUGCGCACAUGUAAAAAUAAUGCGCAGAUUCCCAUAAACCUUUGGAAACACUGUCAUUCAAUUAUGGCUGGUAUAUUUCCCGCCGUAGUAGAGUAGCUCCACCAUAUUCACGAUUAUCAUAAACUUGUAGAACUUCUAUGUAAAUAUAAUCCUAAAAUUAUUUUGAUAUUACUCGAAACAAAAAGUAUACUUAAA